Messenger RNA from Didymella exigua CBS 183.55, 1270 nucleotides. RefSeq names its product S-2-hydroxy-acid oxidase. Lineage: Eukaryota; Fungi; Ascomycota; Dothideomycetes; Pleosporales; Didymellaceae. Gene Ontology annotation, molecular function: oxidoreductase activity; FMN binding. The record is from RefSeq and is a predicted model, not a curated record. The coding region runs from base 50 to 1195 and encodes 381 amino acids. The transcript has 3 exons.
CAAUACUAUCACAGAGUUUGUUGUAUAACGAAACAGCAAAACAUUGAUCAUGGUCGAGAAGUUCGAAAAGAAGCAUGUUCCUGCAUCAGAGCCUUUACUUCUUAGCAUCGAUGAUCUGAGAGACGCCGCUUCCGCCAGACUCCCAGCUGGUGUUCGAGACUUCUACAACUCAGGCUCCACAGACCAGAUCACCCUUGCGGACAACUCCGGGGCCUACAGAAAGUAUAAGCUGCGUCCUCGGGUCCUCAGAGAUGUCUCAAAGGUAGACACAAGUGUGGAGGUCCUUGGCAAGAGGAUCGACUUCCCACUAUGCGUCUCACCAGCUGGGAUCCAGGCCAUGGCUCAUCCGGACGGCGAGCUAGCCACGAGCCGAGCUUGCGCAAAAAGGAACGUUCACAUGGGGGUAUCUUCCUUUGCAAAUUACUCCGUUGAGCAGAUAUGUGACGCGUCUCAGGCCAUCACCGCCAUCGGCCAUACCAUCCAGGUGUACUCGAUGAAAGACCGAGCGAAGCAAGAGCGCAUCAUCAAACGAGCAGAGAGCGCCGGCUGUGUCGCCAUCUUCCUCACAGCCGAUAGCCCGGUACUUGGCGUCAGAUACAACGAGCAUCACAACGACUUCCGGACUCCGGAGGGUCUGUCUUUUCCUAUGCUAGAGAGAACGUCCGAGAUGAUUCGCGCUGAUACGCACGAUGCCGGGUUUGUGGGAUUCAACAGUGACUACCACUCCUGGGCAAAAGAGAUCCCGUGGCUCAGAAGUAUCACCAAUAUGCAGAUUUGGGUCAAGGGUGUUUUGACUGCGGAAGAUGUGCUUCUAGCUCGCGAGUAUGGCUGCGAUGGAGUCAUUGUUAGUAAUCACGGCGGGAGGCAAUUGGAUGGCACGCCGGCGACUAUCGAUGCGUUACCAGAGUGUGUCGAGGCUGCCGCUGGUCAGAUACGCAUCCAUAUCGAUGGAGGGAUCAGAUCAGGCCAAGACAUAUUCAAAGCACUGGCGCUUGGCGCAGAGUGCUGCUGGGUUGGACGGCCAGCUAUCUGGGGUCUAGCGUAUGAUGGCGAAGCUGGCGUAUGUAAGAUGCUUAACAUUCUGUACACCGACUUUCGUCGUUGCAUGCAAUUGACGGGAUGCAAUUCGAUUGCUGACAUUAGCAAGUCGGCACUAGGCAUUGCAAGGAAAGACGGCCCGCUGGCCCGUUUGUGAGACGGACUGCUUGUAACCAUGGCUACCUCCAAUGAUAUUGCUGCACAACCCGAGGCGAUUCUCAAUGUUACCAGU